AUGGAAUGUAUAAUAAGGGAACUGGAAUUGUUAUUAUUGGAUCCUUGUAAUGAUUUAAAUGAUUCAAGAAUUGAUAAAAUCAAACAAACUUCAGAAAAUAAUGUAAUUGAUAAAGUAAAUAAGAUUAUUGACCUUAUAUUAUCUGUAAAAAAUGUAGAUUUAUAUUCGAGUUUAAUAUUAUUGGAGGAAUUAUUUGGAAAACCUGUUCUCAUAAAUUGUAAUAUAACUUUAUGGGAUAAAAGCAACUAUUUCAAUUAUAUAAAUGACAGUUUUACUAGUUUUCUGGAAAAUUCGAAUGAUUUUAUCGAUUUCCAACUUAACUCUUUCGUUUUACUAUGUACCAUAGUCUUGUGUAUUAAUGUAGUCGUCAGGGCUAAUUGGAUAGGCCCGAAAUUUUCUCUGCAAAAUAGCCAAAAAACUCUUUCAGACCACUUUCGACAUCAUAUUACUCAGCAAGAAAAUGGCAACACAUGUGCAAAUUCUGAUGGAUUCGGUGAAAAAACUUCAAUUUCGAGGCAAAACAUAGAGUUGAUAAAAAAUUUGGAUGUUAACAACAGUGAGAAAUGUUAUUUAUUAGGGAAAUUGUAUGAAGAUUUAUGUGGAAAGGUGGUUUUAAAAUCACCAGAACUCACAUUAACAGAUUCGGAUUUGGAUGAAAAGAGUAAAGAAUUCCUGAAACAAUUGUUAAAUGAAUUUGUAAUUGACGGUGAAACUGUUUAUGAGGGCACCUUAGCUCUACAAUAUCUCUACACUUCUAUCAUACUACUACAUUUAUUGGAUGAGUACAUCUAUAAAAAUGAAAAAGCUCACGGAAACAGUGUUAAUUCAUCAGCAAAAGAUACUUCUAAGGUGGACAUAUUGAAGAGUAAAGAGAUUUGGAGAAACAGAAUUGGAUAUAUUUAUCAAUUAAUAAUUGAGGAUUCCGGAUUAAUAUUAUGUCCAACUCUUUAUCAUUGUUCAAUUACUAACUUUUUACAUUUUCUUACACUAUCACAAGUGAUGGAUGAAGAGUUUAGUGUAUUUAAUAUUGAUGUAACUAACACCGAUGUGAGUUAUGUGAAGAAUGUGUUAAUGAGAAAUGUUGAUGUUGGAAUGGAAUUUGAUGAUUAUUUUAAGUCAUUGUUACUAAUUGAGCUAUUACAGAGAUUACCAAUUUAUAAUCUGAAUAGGCUCUAUGAACCUGUUUCACAAAAAUUAACUAAUUAUCUUAACUUCAGCUUCGAAUUCACUGGAAAACUUGGUAUUAGACGUAAAUUUCAAUCCUUUUCAAUACCACAGCUUGUUAUUUCCUACUCUAAGCCAUUUUCUACCCACUCAUCUACUGUGUCAAAUUCAUUACAAUCUAACAAAAGUGUGGAAAAUUCAGAAAUUGACAAAAGUUUGGGAAAUUCAGAAAUAAAUGGAAAGUUGGAAGACAAAAUAAGUGUUGGGUUGAAUGAGAUAAAUGAGGAGAAUGAUAUAUUUGAGACACCAAGAUUAGAUGAGGAUGAGAAUAGUGAAGAUUUGAAUGAUUUGGAGCAGCUAUUCUUACUUUCAAGGGGUUUGAACAUAAUAGCAACCACUUCACAACAUGACCAACUCUCACUACAAUUCCUAAACACGAUCUCAAGCACUAUUAUUCAACAGAGUAAGAAGAAGAGAUUGAUAAUGUUAAUGAGUUUAUGGUUGAGAUGUAAAACUGAAUAUAAUCGUACUAAAACCAUUGAAAGAGCUACAAUGCAGUUAAACAAUAUACUAAAGUCUUAUUAUGAUGACGGGAAUAGAAACGAGUACUUUUUCCAGAUUUCGUAUCCCGCAAUUUGGAACAUUAAACGUGAAAUCGGGAAGUAUAUGUUUAUGAUUGGAUCAAUAACAACGGCCUGUAAUAUGUAUAAGGAAUUACACAUGUGGGAAGAUGUUAUCAAAUGCCUAAUAUUAACACAACAGAAACAACAAGCCACUGAACUCAUUAAUGAAAGAAUAAAAAUCAUGGCAACACCUCUGUUAUAUUGUUUUCUAGCUGAUAUUUCAAAUGACAUACAACAUUAUCAUACUGCAUGGGAACUGAGUAAUGAGAGGUGUGGCAGAGCCGUAAGAUCAAUAGGCGUUAAGUAUUAUAAUGAUGGUGACUAUGAGAAGGCUUUGGAGUAUUUGGAGAAGUCGUUGCAGUUGAAUCCGAUGAAUGAGAGUGUCCAGUUUUUAGUUGGAUGCUGUUACUUGAAGAGUUUGAAAAUUGAAAGCGCAAUCACAGCAUUCUCACGUGUCGUUUCAAUUAAUCCUGACAACUCCGAUGCCUGGGCUAAUAUCUCUUCAGCACACUUUAAGAUGAAGAAUUACCAAAGUGCGAAGAUAGCGAUAACGCAGGCUUUAAAGAACAAUAACACACGCUGGCAGUUUUGGGAUAUUCUACUCAGAAUCUCAGCUAACUUAAACGAUGUCAAGUACACCUGCAACUGCAUACAAACACUCAUUAAUCUCGGAAUGAAGGAUAAGAUCGAGGUAUGGAUGGUGAAGUAUCUGGUUGAUUCAUCUGGUGAUGAGUUGAAUUCGUCAGUUGUUGAAGAGACUUUGAGGCUGAUUGUUAGUAAUAUAACAGAGAGUGCGGGUGUUUGGUCAGAGUACUCAAGGUACUUGAGUAGCAAGAAAGACUACGUCGGAGCACUGGAGUCAAAAUUUAAACAAUACCGCAAAGUUGAACAAAAUAUACAAAUAAACCUUAAUAACACUAAUGACCAGUUAAAUGGAUCUCAUGAGAAGUUUAACCCUUUGGAAUUGGAGCUGGUUGAAGUAUUGCGUUCAAUGGUAGAGUUGGUGAACAAAGUUGAUGAUGACGGUUAUAAGGAAAGGGUGCUUGACUCAUUAAAUGGGAUAAAACUGAGAAUUCUCAAGAGGGCUCCAGAAGAUAAUCAACUUCACGUUAACCAAAUCAAUGACUUAAUUAAUCUUCUAAAACAUUGA
This is a messenger RNA of Theileria parva strain Muguga, 2937 nucleotides long. It is a transcript of the gene TTC27, whose product is annotated as Tetratricopeptide repeat family protein. Gene Ontology annotation, molecular function: protein binding. The transcript is spliced from 11 exons. The record is from RefSeq and is a predicted model, not a curated record. Lineage: Eukaryota; Apicomplexa; Aconoidasida; Piroplasmida; Theileriidae. The coding region runs from base 1 to 2937 and encodes 978 amino acids.